AUGUGGGAUGGAAAUUUGCUGUUUGAAAAUGAAAUGGAACUUGAACGAGGGGUCAAAGUCACUGAUACAGCUAUGGGACCUCAUAUCGAGUUCUCAGAGGAGGAAAGGAGACGAUUAGAGCAAAAAUGGCAAAACACACUGAUCAUAAAACUGUUAGGGGGGAGGUUGGGUUUCAUGCAGAUGAAAAGGAAAGUUCAACAAAUGUGGGGGAAAGCAGGAAAUGUAGAAUUAAAUGUGAUCGGAAACGGAUACAUGUCAGCCACAUUUCAAGACUGGGAUGACUAUCAUUUCGCACUAGAAGGAGGACCAUGGAUUAUCCAGAAUCAUUAUCUAACGAUUCAGACUUGGAAAAGAAACUUCAACCCCUGGACAGAAAAGAUCAAAAGGAUAGCGGUGUGGGUCCGUCUCCCUGGACUACCUAGAGAUUACUAUGACAAAAAAUUCUUUUACCACCUUGGUAACAAGAUUGGGAAAGCCAUUAAAGUUGAUGAAAUGACACUCACAAGAGCAAGAACAAUGUAUGCCAGGAUGUGUGUUGAGAUAGACCUAAAUGCUCCCCUCCUGCCGGCAUACAUAGUAGAUGGGAAUCACCUCAAAAUUGAAUAUGAGGGUCUCCAAUUAAUCUGUUUUGCCUGUGGAAGAUUUGGGCAUGACAAGGAACAUUGUUUAACAAAGACACAGAAGGAACAUCAAGGAGAGAAGGAGCAGCGAACACCACAAGAGAAUACACAGCUCGUCGGCGAGGUAAGUCCGGCGAAGAACCCAGAAAAGGUGACAGAGGAAAAGUUUUGGGAGUGGAUGAUUGCACAGUAUCCGAGAAGGGGCAGGAAGGUAGCAGGUAGAGAAGGUAAAAGUACUGAGCAGCAGAAAAAAAAACUGUCAGAAGAGUAUCGGAAGAAGUGGAAAAAUCCUCAAGAUUCGCCGUUUUAG
Neltuma alba is the source of this 930-nucleotide messenger RNA. RefSeq lists its product as uncharacterized. Bases 1 to 930 code for a protein of 309 amino acids. The transcript has a single exon. Gene Ontology annotation, molecular function: nucleic acid binding; zinc ion binding. The record is from RefSeq and is a predicted model, not a curated record. Lineage: Eukaryota; Viridiplantae; Streptophyta; Magnoliopsida; Fabales; Fabaceae.